ACAGGCACACACUGUUUUCAGCCAUAUCGAUCUACAGCUGCUCUGGAACCAGGAGCACUAAGACCCGGAGGAGUCCGCUUCUGAUGCAUUAAGAGUCAGCUCGUAAAUCUGAGUAUCACAUUAAACCGCUCUGAUCUGUUUAACAGUGAAACUGAUGAUUUAAAACCUUCACGUCAGACCGAGUCACAGAUACAAGUCUGAUCAGGUCCACGUCUUUACUGACAGAACCUGGACUCUGACCCGGUCCGUCUUUCCCAGUCUAAUAAAUCCCCACAGCCCAUGAACGCAGCAGCAGCAGCCCUGCUCCGUUUCUGUCGGUCUCAGUCAACACGCGCCUCACCGACCACUCCUCCGGUUCUCAGGACCCGGUUUUUUAUUUGUUCAUCACAGGGUUUGAUCUGUUCACACAGAAAGAGAUUCAAAACAAAGACCAGGGGAGCGACUUAUUAUUAUUAUUAUUAUUAUUAUUAUUAUUAUUAUUAUUAUUAUUAUUAUUAUUAUUGUUGUUGUUGUUGUUGUUGUUUUCAGUGUCUCUGAUGAGUCACUGAAUCAGAAUCAGACUCCUUCAGAUUUUUUAUCGGACUGUUUCCUGGUCUGAUCCUGAGGCGGACUGUCCGGGUCUGUGGGGUCCAGAUGGCGGCUAACCGGGUGGGGCGGCGGGUGAAUAAGAUGUGUGGUAAUCAGUCACCGGGUCGCUCCGGCGGGGGACGGGAUCCGGGGGUUCAGCGGCGUCAGGCCCGGAUCACCGUCAAAUACAACCGGACAGAACUGAAGAGGAGACUGGACGUGGAGAAGUGGAUCGACUGUGGAUUGGAUGAGCUCUACAGGGACCGGGAGGAGGAGAUGCCAGAGGAGGUGAACAUCGAUGAACUGUUGGACCUGAAGACAGACGAGGAGAGGACACUCAGACUGCAGGAAAUCCUUCACACAUGUAACAACAGCACACAGGUGUUCAUCAGUGAGCUGCUGCUCAAACUUCAGGGUUUACAGAAGCAGGAGGAUCUGCACAACGGCGGCAUCGACCUCCCCCAGCUCCACAUCUACUCCACCCGCUCUGGGUCGGUCGACAGGGAGGUGCUGCACUGAGACACUGAGACACCCACACCUCACACCCUGAUCUGGACCCCAGACCCUGAUCUGGACCUCAGAUGCUGCACACACACACUGCCCUCGGGAUCCUUUGUUCCUCUGACUCCUGGUUCUCCUGGUUUUCCUGCUCUGUACAGUUGUAGCCUGCAGUUGAAUGACCUGUUGUUUGAAGCUGAAUAAACCUGAGCCUUUGAAACAA
Molecule: messenger RNA, 1288 nt
Organism: Lates calcarifer (barramundi perch)
Lineage: Eukaryota; Metazoa; Chordata; Actinopteri; Centropomidae
Gene: ppp1r14ab
Product: protein phosphatase 1, regulatory (inhibitor) subunit 14Ab
Exons: 4
Coding region: 634-1086 (150 amino acids)
Biological process (GO): regulation of phosphorylation
Cellular component (GO): cytoplasm
Molecular function (GO): protein serine/threonine phosphatase inhibitor activity
Source: RefSeq, a predicted model, not a curated record